AUGAAGCUGGACACCACCGGAGCUUUUCAUCAGGAGACAUUCAAAGUGGUGGAAGCAUCUUACGAGCUGUCACUACUUAUUGCCAGAGCAAAGAAGGCUCACUCUAUUGGGGAGACUCUUGUAAAACCAUGCUUGUUGAGUGCUGCAAAUAUUGUGCUUGGGGACGAAAGCCAGAAAAAGGUAUCUAAGAUUUCCCUGUCUGAUAACACAGUGAAGUGUCGCAUUGAUGAACUUGCAGAUGACAUAAAAGAGCAAGUUUCAGACAAAAUAAAAGCGUCCAGCAUUUUUGCAAUACAGUGCGAUGAAACAACUGAUGUUGCCCACUGCCGCCUGUUGCUUGUUUAUUUUCGAUUUGUGGAUGAAGGAGCUGUGAAAGAAGAAAUGCUUUUCUCAACAUCACUGGAGACCCCAUCAAAGGCUUCAGAUGUCUUUGCAAAAGUUUCUGACUUUUUCAAGAAAGUGAUAUUUCAUUGGAAAAGCUAG
This is a messenger RNA of Homarus americanus (American lobster), 483 nucleotides long. RefSeq names its product protein ZBED8-like. Lineage: Eukaryota; Metazoa; Arthropoda; Malacostraca; Decapoda; Nephropidae. The transcript has a single exon. The record is from RefSeq and is a predicted model, not a curated record. The coding region runs from base 1 to 483 and encodes 160 amino acids.